Messenger RNA from Panicum virgatum (switchgrass), 823 nucleotides. RefSeq lists its product as uncharacterized. The record is from RefSeq and is a predicted model, not a curated record. NCBI's taxonomy places the organism in Eukaryota, Viridiplantae, Streptophyta, Magnoliopsida, Poales, Poaceae. The transcript is spliced from 5 exons. The coding region runs from base 74 to 823 and encodes 249 amino acids.
CGUCGUUCCCCUUCUUUUCUUCCUCCUCCCGUCGCAUCCACGGAUCCACCGAUCCAUCGCCAAAACAUCAAGCAUGGCGCUACCGUCGGCCACCAUCCGCUUCUCCCAGGCUGCCACCAACGCGAUUACCCGACCCGCCACGCGGAGGAGCACCGUCAGCACCCUCCGCUUUUACCCGGAUCGCAUGCGAGGCGCAAAGCUGCGGCUGCAGCGGGCUCCUCGAUGUGCUUCGGAGGACGAGUGGUGGACAGUGCCGCUGCGUCCAGAGGAUCUCGUCGAGACGACGGGGCAUGGCGUGGAGGAGCUGCUGGCUAUACGGGAUGCUCUGGUCGGGGACCCUCUCCGGCCCAUCUGGCUCGCCUUGCAGGAGAUUGUGGCCACCGGCGGAAAUUUCUUGCGCUGCCGCUGCUUCCACGCCGGCUUAGUGUCAGGUGCAUUGCUUCUCGUGGCUGGUAUUUGCCAGCUCUACAAAGUGGCUCCUAACCUCUUCAUGGAUAUCAUCCUGGGAUACAUAUUCUACAAAUUGAGUGUUUUAGCAGCAGAGUUGAAAAGAAAUAGGAAAGCGAACAAUAUAUGUGCUCGGGUUCAGUUUCUUAUGGUUAUUUUAUUCUUCAAGUGUAACAACCCUAUCAAGGACUCUUACUUCCACUUCACGGAGUUUACUUGGGGCAUUGCCUCCCUAGUGUAUUCAUGCACAGUACUCUAUGAAGGUCUUGACAUCAAAUACCCAAGGCAUCAUCUGGAAGGAGUGUUCAAGACAGUGCUGACAACCAAAGGUGGUGUGAUAAAUGUGUUAAAGUUUCUUUUAUUUCGAGUAAAAUGA